Messenger RNA from Salvelinus fontinalis (brook trout), 1527 nucleotides. RefSeq lists its product as uncharacterized. NCBI's taxonomy places the organism in Eukaryota, Metazoa, Chordata, Actinopteri, Salmoniformes, Salmonidae. The transcript is spliced from 6 exons. The coding region runs from base 33 to 1013 and encodes 326 amino acids. The record is from RefSeq and is a predicted model, not a curated record.
UGGUCUGGUUGAGUCUAUUCUCUCCUCUGUACAUGGACAAGGUCACAUCUUGCACACAACUGAAGAGCUUGAGCUUUAGAGCAAUGAACCAUUUGUUUGGAUGGACAAGGCUCAUGCUGCUAUAUUUCGUAAUUGAUGUUCUCUGUGUUUCCCAGCAAACAGUCAAGUCUGAGACUCAGCAGGUGAAAGGCAUUGUGGGACGGUCUUUAUCUUUUCCAGAGAGAGUGUUUAAAACUGGAUAUUUAAGGUAUGGAGAAGACACUACUGCAAAUGUGAUCAAUGGACAAAGCCAUAUAGAUUUAGAAGAGAGAUUUAAAAAUCGCAUUCACUGGGACAAUGUGACAGGAUUAUUCAGUCUGUCAGACCUACAGAUAGAAGAUGCUGGGGUUUAUUCUGUGGAGAAUAAAGACGGAGAGAAGAGGAUACCUAAAUUUAACCUCACGCUUUACUAUGUUGUUUCCAAACCUCAGGUGACGGAGUGUGACAACAGCUCCUGUAGUGUGCUGUGUUCUGUGAACAAUGAAAAAGAGGUGACCUUGACCUUGUACGGGGGAGAGGAAAUACUAAACCAGACCAGCAGUCCUAACCUCACCACUGAUCUAUCUCUCCGUUUGGAGGUAGAGGGAAAGAACUACUACUCCACCUACAGCUGUGUGGCUGCUAACCCUGUCAGCAAGGAGACAGUUCAUGUCCCAAAAUGUUGCAGUGAAGAUGGUCAUCCCAAGAAGUCAGACAGUGAUGAGAUGACUCGGGGUAUGCUUAUUAUUGCUGUAAUCUCCGUUUUGGUUGCCUCAGGGCUGGUUGGACUUGCAAUCUAUCGAAAGAAGAGGGGAAAUGAACACUCACAAGAUUCAUCCGAAAGAGUGCAAGUUGACCUUGAAUAUGCAACGAUUACUUACAUAGAACAAACAGAUAACCAGGAGGAGCGAAGAGGUAACCCUGAAAUGGCAUCAGUUUAUGAUACACUCCAGUUACAUCGCAUGGCUGCCAGCGAGGAUGUUGACACAGCAUGAUGGAACAAAACUGGAAGUCACUGAGAAGCCAACAUGAUAACUCAUAAAGAGGACAUUUAAACAAAAUGAAAGUAAAAUAAUAUUCACCCAGAAAACCUUUUAGAGGCACAGUUGUUAUGGGAGAAAUAUGCCCUGGAACUGUUGCGCUGAUGUUAUAAUUUCAGGCUUUCUUUGUAGGUCAUUCUCACAGACCUGUCAAAUAGGGGCCUCGAUGACAUCCACUGAUAAGGACCAAUUCAAUAACUAUGCAUUGAGUUAGUAGCAGGAUCAGGAUAAUCCUUCUUUUCAAGUGCGUUUUGUCCCAAAUCCCAAUGUAUAGGUUAAAACAAAUGGAACUCAUAUUUUAAUACUGGGCGCAACUUUGGUUUUGGAAGUGGGAGGACAUAACUUGUAAUCCUGUUGGGAUAAACGCUCCAAACAGCCUACCCGCCCACUCGGAGGUGUCCGAAUGGCCCUAAAGCCCACCAUUGCCUCUCUUUCUGUCACAUUCCAAUGAUUUAACUGGGGGGGGACA